Messenger RNA from Culicoides brevitarsis, 2402 nucleotides. RefSeq names its product origin recognition complex subunit 1 (gene Orc1). Gene Ontology annotation, cellular component: nuclear origin of replication recognition complex. Gene Ontology annotation, molecular function: ATP hydrolysis activity; chromatin binding; DNA replication origin binding. NCBI's taxonomy places the organism in Eukaryota, Metazoa, Arthropoda, Insecta, Diptera, Ceratopogonidae. The record is from RefSeq and is a predicted model, not a curated record. Gene Ontology annotation, biological process: DNA replication initiation; mitotic DNA replication checkpoint signaling.
AAGUUGACUUUGAACAAAAUUUUGACAAAAAUCCACAAAAAAUAUUAAAUAAAAGAUGAAAAGCAAGUCAGCAAGACCUCCCGUUCAAUUUAUGGACAUCGACAACAACUGGAGAGAGGAUUAUGAGAAGAACAUUGGACGACUUUCAGGCAAAUUAGUUACAAAAGACCUCGAAUUCUAUCGGAAAUGUUAUUACAACGACUUGACUUUAAACAUCGGAGACUUUGUUUUAAUCUACGACGUUGACUCCGAAUAUUCGAUGGAUGUUGCGAAAAUCAUUUACAUGUACGAAGACAAAGACCCGGGACCGAUGGAUCCUUGCCGAGCCCUCGUCAAAUGGUACACACAUCCAGAAUCUCUCAAAAAAUACCUGAAAAAUGACAAGACUGAGUUUCAUGCCACACAAGAAGUGAUCGAAAAUGAUUUAUUUGACAACGACAUCUCCAUCGAGACAAUUGUGCAAACUUGCAGUCUCAAAAUUAUCAAAGUGAAUGACGAAAGUAUCGAAAAAAUGACUUCCAAAUCGAAGCGUAACUAUUUUUGUCGCUACAAACUCGUUCGAAUCCCGGGAAAACGUCAAUAUAUGCUCGAACCGAUGAUUGGAUCGCCAAAAAUUUCGUUGCAAGAGAAAACUCCCUCAAAACGGAAGACUUUACUGCCUCAAGAUACUGUCAUGGCAAGUCCCAAGCUCAUUAUUCGUCGCUUAUCGACUGAUAUGACGCCAAAUAAACGAAAAACUUCGCUCUGGACUUGCGAACAAAAAUUAUCGCCAAUUCGUGACACCGAUGAAAUCCCGGAUUUGCCAAAAUCGACACGAAAAACGCGUCAAUCUGUCGAUCGAGAGAUGAAAACGCCUUCAAAACACUCGCAAAUGAAGGAAAUUGAGACGCCAACGUCGCGUCGUAAAAGUAUCCUCAAGACCCCGAAUGCCAAAGGAGAAGGAACACCUCGAAAACGCGUUUCCAUGAGUGCUCGUCUCGAAACGCAAUACGAAAUUCAGGAUGAAGAGAACAUCACACCGCCCAAACAGCGAAAAAUCGAAGGAGGAACUCCUCGUGGAAGACCUCGUUCGACACAAAAAUCAUCUCCGACCUCAACUUUGAAGGGAACUCCUCGUAGGAAAAUCUUUAUUACGCGAUUUCCAAAUAGGUCAACGAGCGACUCCGUAAAAACUGAUGGGCAAGCACUUCAACUCGCACGCGAACGUUUACAUGUGGCUGCCGUACCAAAAACUUUGCCAUGUCGCAAUAAAGAAUUUGAAAAUAUUUACGCUUUUCUCGAGGGAAAACUCUUGGAUAACUGCGGCGGAUGCAUGUACGUGUCGGGCGUUCCGGGCACCGGCAAGACAGCAACGACAACUGAAGUAAUUCGUACCUUAAAAGCCGCCGCCGAGCAAGAUGACGUCCCGGAAUUCGAUUUUAUUGAAAUAAACGGGAUGCGAUUGACGGAACCGCGACAAGCUUAUGUCCAUAUUUAUCGUCAGUUCAGUGGGAAAACUGUUUCUGCCGAAUAUGCUUAUAAUUUGCUCGAUAAACGUUUCACAACUCCCUCGCCUAAACGUAAAAUGACAAUUUUGCUCGUUGAUGAGUUGGAUAUUCUCUGUAAUCGUCGUCAGGACGUCGUUUACAACAUUUUAAACUGGCCGACGCUUCCAACAGCUAAACUCGUCGUUGUUACAAUCGCUAAUACGAUGGAUUUGCCCGAAAGACUUCUCAUGGGAAAAAUCACGUCACGCUUGGGACUCACUCGUCUCACCUUCCAACCUUACAAUUUCCAACAACUUCAAGAAAUUAUCACAGCUCGCGUUUCCGGCACCGAUACCUUCAACAAAGACGCCAUUCAACUUGUCGCGAGAAAAGUUGCCGCAGUUUCGGGUGAUGCGAGACGUGCUCUUGAUAUUUGUCGUCGUGCUACGGAAAUCGCUGAAUCUGGGCAGAAAACGAAAGGAGAAAUUCACGUAGUUUCCAUUGCGGAUGUGCAAAAAGCUCUUACCGAAAUGAUUGCAAGUGCGAAAAUGCAAGCGAUCAAGUCCUGUUCGAAGUACGAGCAAAUGUGGUUGCAGGCGGUUUGUGCGGAAGUUGCCAGAACGGGAGUUGAGGAAUGUACGUUUAUUGGAGUUUAUCAUCAAUUUGAGAGUAUUGCAGCGUUUAAUGGGGUGAAAAUACCGAAUCCGGGACAAGCUCUUGGAUUGUGUGCGAAAUUGGGAGCAAUUCGAUUGUUGAUAACGGAACACAGUCGAACGGAUUUGUACAUGAAAAUUUUGUUGAAUAUAAGUAGUGAUGACGUUCAUUAUGCGUUGCAGCCGAGUAAUUGAUCUCUGUUACGUUAAGUUUUUUUUUCGUACAAAUAAACGUUAUUAUUGAAUUUAAAAUGUGAAAACAAGUUUAAAAAAAAUUAUGAAA